Aspergillus japonicus CBS 114.51 is the source of this 1323-nucleotide messenger RNA. It is a transcript of the gene med6, whose product is annotated as mediator complex subunit MED6. Gene Ontology annotation, cellular component: core mediator complex; mediator complex. Gene Ontology annotation, molecular function: transcription coactivator activity. The record is from RefSeq and is a predicted model, not a curated record. Lineage: Eukaryota; Fungi; Ascomycota; Eurotiomycetes; Eurotiales; Aspergillaceae. Gene Ontology annotation, biological process: regulation of transcription by RNA polymerase II. The transcript is spliced from 3 exons. The coding region runs from base 81 to 1085 and encodes 334 amino acids.
AGAGUCUCGUAGCACAUUUAUUUUAUAGCUUCCCAAAACUCCAAGAACCAUAUAAAACCCGUGCGAGCUCACCGAACAUCAUGGCCACCGCACCCGAGUCCUCGCUGGAGGAGAUUCUAUGGCGAUCCCCGCCGCACGUGCAGAUGAUGGGAGGCUAUCUCCAUUCGAACAACAUUCUCUUCUACUUCGCCGAAUCCCCCUUCUUUGAUCCCACAUCCAACAAUGCCUCCCUCGCCAUCCAAGCCAACUACAACGAAGCCUUCCGGCAAUUCAUCGAGACCCGCGAGGCGUUCGAAGGCCGGCUCGCCACCAUGCAGGGCCUUGAAUUCAUUGUCUCCUACGAUCCGCUGCAGGCCGCCGCGCAACCGGACGGGCGAUUCGCACACGAACCCUCCAACAUCUGGGUGAUCCGGAAGCAGACGCGGCACAAGCGAGCCGGACAAGACGACGAGGUGGAAGUCCUAUCGACCUACUUUGUCGUCGGGGAUUGCAUCUACAUGGCACCAUCAGUGGCAAGUGUCAUUGGGAACCGAAUCCUCUCGGCCGUGACCUCUCUCACCAGCCUCCUCAAAACAGCAUCCACCCUGCCCACCUUCACGCCGUCGCACGGACACACCUAUCUCCCGCCGUCGGCCAAACAACCCGACUCCGCCGCCCAGGCAGCCGGCACCGCAGCGCCGCAGAGCAAAGAGAACACGCCGAUGCCCGACGCGCCCACGAAAGCGCCUCUGGUCGGAUCGCAGGUGGCGCAGACCGGCGGCUCCGUAUACCAGGAUACCCGGACGCUGGCGGAGUCGUUCAGUCUGCUGACGCGGUACGGGGAGGAGUUCAUGGACGAGAACCCGCUGGUCGGCGAACCGGGGUCGUUCCUCAUGUCCAAGGCCGGGGAUGCGGCGGCGGCGGCUGGGUCGAGUAAACAGGGGCCGAAUGCCGGUGGUGUAGCGGCUGCACGAGUAGCCACGCCGCAGGUCAGGGUGGACACGCCGGGGAGGGGCUCGGAGAAGGGAGCUGCGACGCCGUCCGCCCCUGCGUUGGAGGACAGUAAAUCAAGGAAGAAGAAGGUGAAGGUGGGGGGUCUGAGUUGAGGUCCGGGGGAGAUAUAUGAUACCCGUUUCACUUGUUAUCGGUCUAGGCUUGCUAAAGGGUGCUAGCUAUUCUUAGGACGUGUGUCGUGAAGCACUUGCCAUUCAGUGGAUUCAUGCUGGAGCAAGCUUUGCUUCUGCGUAUUCACGUCGGCUUGCAUUGUAUUUUAAAGCACAUAUUCUGUAGGGGGAUCGGAUGCCGUGCAUAAUACCUGGGAGGUUUCAAUCGUUUCCUCCAUGU